Molecule: messenger RNA, 6261 nt
Organism: Aethalodelphis obliquidens (Pacific white-sided dolphin)
Lineage: Eukaryota; Metazoa; Chordata; Mammalia; Artiodactyla; Delphinidae
Exons: 2
Source: RefSeq, a predicted model, not a curated record
UUUAUGAAUUCUUUAAAAGGUUAAAGACAUAAAAGAUGUGUGUGUAGGAUGAUGUAUAAAUUCGAAUAUGCAUACAGGACCUCUGGAAGGGAACAGGGAACAGAAUGGACAUUGACAAGAACUUAGACCUUAGAGUCAGCAGACCGGGGUCCCCAUCCCAGCUCCAGCCCCCACUCACUGCAGUCUGUGGAGAAGGGGUUUGUCUCUGCCACAUCUGUAAAAUGGGGCAUUUUGUAUCUGCUCUGCAGCUUGGAAGAAUUGGCAGGAGAAUCUCAAAAUUCUAGGUGUAAAGACGUUCUCUGCUCUCCUGGAGGUAUGAGGGGGAACCCCAAAAGAAGGCAAUGUUGGGGGAAGUGGUGAGGACCGUGAACUUUGGAACCAAGAGUCAGAGCUGUGUUCAAAUCCCAGCUUUGUUGCUUGCUCACUUGCUUUCCAGGUGGCCUUGGGUUAGUUUCUUAGCCUCUCUGGGCCUCAGUUUCCUCAUCUGUAAAUUGGGGACAACAAUGGUAUAGGUAUCUUACGGGGUCGCCUUAGGAAUACUUGGCACGUAGAGUGUUGGGCACAGAGCCCCGCACAGAGUAAAAGCUUGAGCAGGGAGAGAAAGAAAGGGGGAAAGGUUUUUCUGUGUUUGUGAUCUGCUCCUGUCCUGAGUGACCAGACCCCUGGCCAUCUCUCUCUGAUUAAAUCUAUUACCACCCUUGACCAUCCUCCAACACAUCCAUCAGGGCCGGUACCCCUGCCCCCAGGGCUUUUACACCAACUGUCCCUUCAGCCCCAUAUUUGUCCUUUAAAUUUUCCCACAGUCAUCGCCUCCCCACCUUUCAGGUCUCAGCUCAGAUGGCCCCACCCCAGAGAGAUCUUCCCCAACCUCCAGCCUAAAGCAAUGUCCCUCUCACCAGCCAAUCCCACUCUACCACAGGGGCCAGCAAACUGUGGGCCUUGGGCCAAAUGAGCUGCACCUGUUUUUACAAAUAAAGUUUUAUUGGCACACAGUCACAUUCAUCCAUUUAUAUAUUCUCCAAGGUUGAUUUUGAGCUACAACAGCAGAGGGGAGUAGCCACAAGAGAGACCGGCUGGCCUGCGAAGCUGAAAAUAUUUACUUUCUGGCCCUUCACAGAAAGUUUGCUGACUCCAGCACUAUCACAAUCCCCCAGUCUGUUUUUUUCAUAGCCAUCAUCUCUGUGUGAGGUUAUCGUGUUCCUUUGUUUACUUGUUUAUUAUCUUCUACACUAAAUGGAGGCCAAAAAUCACAUCAGCUUGGUUCCCUGUUGUAUCUCCCAGUGCCCGGCACAUAGCUGACAUUCAAAAAAAUUUUUUUUGUGUGGAGUAAACGAAUGCAUAAAGUAGGCUUGGGCAGGGGGAACAGAUCUGGCCAAAUUUUUCCAGAAUGUUGGAGGAGGAGGGGGCUUAAGAAAUCCUGUAAACAAACUCUUGUUGUAAAUAAGGGGGGGUCAGACCCUGUGUACACUGCACAGCCUUGUAGAAGACAGUGACGGAGCCAGAUCUCAGGGUUGAAAGGAAGAGCCUGGGGUCUGAGUCUUCUUGUUACUACAAAGCCCACCCCUCUGCAAAAGAGAUGGAAAACGGGACAAUGAAAUGCAAUGCAUAAUUUUGAAUUGGAUCCUGGCUUGGGAAGAAAUACCAUAAAGGACAGGACUGGGAUGACUGGUGAAACUGAAAUAUGGACUCUGGAUUAGACAGUGGUGUUGUAACAACUUUAACUUUUUGGUUGAGAUCGUUGCAUUAAGUUGCAUAGCAGACUUGAUCUUGGGGAAUGCGUGCUGAAGUAUUUAGGAUGAAGGGGCAGUUGUGUUUGCAAUUUACAUGAUUAGAACAGAGGCAAAGAUCUCUAUAGAGAAAAAGACAAAGAGAAAGCAAAUGUGGCCAAAUGUUAACGAUGGGUGGGUGAAUCUAGGUAAAGAUGAUAUGAGAGUUUAUUGCCUUGUUCUUGAAACUUUCCUGUGGGUGUGAAUUUCUUUUUAAAAAAAUAGAAAGUUUUUUUUUUUUUUUUUUAAAGAGGGAAACAAAUAAAUGAGGCAGCCACCCCCAGGCUGCAUUCCUGUUUCUUCCUCUUCCUUUUGUAGCAGGCUCCCUGCUCCUCCUUUGGAGGUGGGAAGCCAGAACUGGCCUCCGCAUGGGAGGCAGGAUGGAAGAAUUAAACCAGAGCGUUUCAGACGAACUCCCACAAGUCACAUAGCUGACAGUGAAUUUGUUGAGUACCUACUAUGUGUUAGGAUCCCCUACAGCUUCUGCACGCAUCAUUAUGGGUUUGAUUGAACUUUCUCCCAGUGUGUGUGGAUGGGGCUAAUCUUUGGUUUGGCACUUUGCUGACAAACGCUAGGUACCUUAUCUGAUGCUCCUGAAUCCAUGGGUGAUCUACAGGCAGCUCAUUUGUGAGGUCAAAUUCCACAAAAUGAGCAGCUCCUUCAUAGGACGUUCAUACUAGGGACAGCACAAGCUAUGACACAAAUCCCUCUAUUGUCACACAUACUACAUUUGAGCAUAGUUAUAACUUCAUGUCUUCACCCCCCCUAAAGGCAAGAUGGGUUGCUGAAUUCAUGUAUAUGUCCCUGGUGCCUAAUACAAUAAAAGUCUGUUGAGUAAAUAAAUGAGUGGAAUGUCUCAGAAAAUAAUAAAUAGCUACAUUAUUGGGAAACUUAUCAUGUUCAGAUUAUUUCUAGUGCCAUGCCAUGCUGCACUGGAGCCUGAGGCAAAAGGAAAAAUUAGUAAUGCCGAUCCUGUCUUUACUGAUAAAGUUUGGUAUUUUGUUCAUUGUGGAUUUUUUGCAGUAAUUCUGAUUUCUUAAAACAUUGCAUUGAAAUAUUAUUUAUCUUGAUUACUGAGGGGUUUUUUUGUAGCCCCUUAAAUUUUGCACCUGAGGCCAGUGCCUCCCUCACCCUAGCCCCAGUCCUGAUUAUUUAUUUCAACAUGCAAUCCACACCAUAUCAUUAAUUCCUCAUCUCAAUGCUCUGAGAAGUUACUACCAUCAUUGCCAUUUCACAACUGAGGAAACUGAAGCACAAAGAUGUUUGAUUAUACCCAAAUACCCACAGCAAGGAGGAGAAAAAUCUGAGUUUGAACCCAAGUUCGUGUGUUUUUUGGCUCAGACCCUGCUCCAUAAAGCAAAACAAUACACUAAGUUAUGAGUUGGGUUCUGAAUCAAGGAAUCGAAAGAUCUAGGCUAGAGUCUCACCUCGGCCCCAGCCUCCUCUAAGCCCUCCAGUCCCACAGACCUCAGUUUCCCUAUCUGGAACUGGACUUAAAUAUUCUGCACUGUGCCGUUUUUACCCCAACACAGUUUACUAGCUUUCUCUCUCCUGAUCCAGCAAUAGCACAAGCUGGGGAUGGGGAGAAGCAGGUACUGGCCAGCGUCCCUGAGCCAACACGGAGUUCAGAGACCUAGGAGGGGGUUAGACCCUGUGGGAAGACCCUGAGGAACACAAUGAGCGUUCCCUCCCCCUCCAGAAAACCCCUAACCCAGGUUUUGGGCAGAUGCCAGACUUUUAUUCUGAAGCUGAGGCCACAACCUAUGAGGUAAUCUUUGGAAUUGCAUUCGAGGCGGAGUCCCAUUGGAAGGCUGGCGAAGCCCCUCCCUGGGUUCCCGGCGCCCCGCCUCCCCUGAAGCCCAUAAAAGCGCAAGUCCCCGCCUAGGCAGCCAGUGGACACCUGCAUCUGCCUGCAAGACGGGAAGCAGGUGAGGCACACAGGGGAAGGGCCGAAGCCGCGUGGGGGGAGGGGUGGUCUGAGGGAUCCGGGCCCCUGUGAAUGGCGCUGGUUUGCAGGUCAGCGCAUGGACAGUUUCCCAGAAAGCGACAAAGACUGUGAAGUUUGACGGUCUGGAAAACGGAGACCAACCGCGCUGACUACCUGGGAGCACCGAGGUUGAGGACAGCUCUCCGACCAACAAGGAAGGAAACUGCUAUUUAUUUCAGCACCGAGACUCAGGACAGCGCCGCUCGGGGUCCAGGAAGGGAGCCACAAUCUGCUUCAGCACCAGGGCUCCGGACAGCUCCUAGGGGGUUCCCGGAGCCGACUUCAUUUCAGAACCAGGACACUGGACAGCUUCCCUGGUACCGGGAAGCCCCUGUCCCCUGACGGGGGAACAGAGGGUGGUCUGAAGUGUCUGACGUUUCUGGAGACUUGACCCUCAUUUAAUGGAUCUUUCAACGAAUUGUUUUCCAGAUAAGCAGGUGAGAUGAAACCGCACACAGAAAAAAAUCUGUAAUUCCCAACAGGUGAAAUGGCCAAUCCGUAGGACGGAGUGGGGACAGGCGCCUGCCAAGAUGGCAUUACUGUGCUCUUUCCAGACUUCUGUGAGAAGCAUUGUGCCAAGCAUGUUACAUACAUUAUAUCAUGCCAUCUUCAGCCCCAGGACAUGGGUGUUAUUACACUCAGGUGACAGGUGAGGAAACUGAGACCCAGAGAGGGGCAGGGACGUAAGAAGCCCAAGGGCUCUCAGCCCAAGGGUGAAGCUGCAAGUCAACCCCACAUUUGUCCAACUCCAAAAUCCAUGUUUCUGAUAUGGCUGGGUGGGAGUUGGGCCCUUGGAGAUCAGACCCUGCCUCUCUCCAGGAGGACCAGGAACAGGAAACAGGGGGCAGUGGAGAACAGGUGUUAUGGCUUAGCUCAGGUGAGGGGAAAGAGCUGGGUGGGGAUCUCAGACGUGGGGCAGACGGUGGCGAAGACGACUGGAACGGUUGUGGUCUAGUGCUGUGUGGAAGACUAGUGAUUUUGUUGUUCUGAUGUACUAUGACAACAAGUCACAGCUUCCUCAUAGCGUGGACUCCCGUCGACCCCCGCCCAAGACGAACAAGCAAGUGUGAGGGCUGGGGGCUCAGGGAGGAAUCACUUCCACCCAGGGGUUGGGUUGACUAAUUCCACAGAAUAAAGGCAGGGGAGGGAACAGAAUAGGGGCAUGCACCCCAUGAAUACACAGCAGUGUGUGGUGUUGGCCAUGUCACUCCUAUGCCCCCACGGGCCUGGAACUACAAAAUAUCUGACUCUGAACCCAGGACUCUUAACCAUCUCACUACACUUUCCUGGAGGAUCAAUGAGGGAACAACCUUUGAAGGCCUCCCUAGAUCAGGAUUCUGGGGAGACUUUUCAAUAAAAGUUCUGUGGAAUGAUUUUUUUUCUCCCCCCACCCUACCAUCAGUUCCAUGGACCAAUUACAGAACACGUGUAAACUUGCGUCUAGUAGGUGGGCUGUGGCAUCAUCAAGGCUCACCCCCAAUUCUCUGUGACACCCUAAUCAAGUCACAGACACGACAUUCGGCUCAGCCCAGCCUACGAACAGCCUUUGCCUUUGUUGUUCCCUCAGCUUGGAAUGGAUGCCGCCACCCCGAGUGCCCCAUGGCACAUUCUGCCUCCUCAUCCAAGUCUCAUUUCAUCGAGGGAAACUUUCUUUGUUGCCUCACCUUUCCCCACGUCAAGUCUACAUUAGACAUUCUCAUAGACCCGGGAUAUCUUCCACCUGGCACUUAGUCUAAUUAUUUUUGUGUUACUAUUUACAGAACUGUCUCCCCCAUGAUACUGUGAGCUCCAUGAGGGCAGAGACUGUGUUUGUAUUUUCACUGCUGAGUCCCCGGCACCCAAUCCAGGGCCUGGUACACAGCAGGUGCUCAAUAAAUAUUUGUUGACUCAAUAAAGGCAUAAGGGAAUAAACCAAUACAUCAAUCAAUAAGUGAAUUGAUGGUUUCGGCGCACGAAGACCCUACUUCUCCUCGGUCUCCCCCACAGAGAUACCACAGGGUGAUGGUUGAUGCAGGUGUUUAUUGGGAAGUAUAAUUAAAUUUGUGGACACUCAAGGGCCGGCCAACCAACUAAUGCCCCAGGAGACAGCCAGACUCGUUUAAUUAGCAAUUAUGAGGCAUUGAUUCCUCAUUAGCUCUGGCAACCCCUGUCUCCCUCCUCAGCCCCAGACAAACGAAAUCUUUCUCUCUCCCGGGAGUACUGCCUCAGUGGGUCCAUUAACAAGCAGAGAAGAUAUGAUUACAAGACACCUAAAUGCCAGAGGCUCUUCAUGAACGAGGAGCGGAGAGAGAGUCCAACAUCUGGGUUAAGGCUAACUGUGAGAGGCUUUCUGGUAUAUUUAGAAUUGUUCUCUGGGAAUGGGAGCGCUUUCAGAUACGAAAAGGCACCCAGAUACUGCCCUUUAGGGACACCAAUGAAAGAGGAGGUUCUGCCCUGGUAUUUUUUUUUUUAAUCUUAUUUAUUUAUUUAUUUUAUUUUUGGCUGUGUUGGGUCUUCUUUUCUGUGCGA